Molecule: messenger RNA, 7291 nt
Organism: Cryptomeria japonica (Japanese cedar)
Lineage: Eukaryota; Viridiplantae; Streptophyta; Pinopsida; Cupressales; Cupressaceae
Product: mediator of RNA polymerase II transcription subunit 13
Exons: 22
Coding region: 773-6970 (2065 amino acids)
Biological process (GO): regulation of transcription by RNA polymerase II
Cellular component (GO): mediator complex
Molecular function (GO): transcription coregulator activity
Source: RefSeq, a predicted model, not a curated record
UAGUCCAGUUAUCUUAGCUUUAGUUGCACACAAUUUACGGGUCUCAAACCUUCACUUUACCUGCCAAUUUACAUGUUUUUGAAUUUACAUACUCGUGCAGUUUGGAACACUACUGUUUCUUCUUUGGUAAAUUGAUUGUUUUUUCAUAAUUUAGGAUCUCGCCUUAAAGCAUUUGGCCUUUAAUUUGAAGAAUCGCUGUGUGGAUCUUUUCCCGUCCUUGGGUUUCAUCAGCUUUUGUUCUGUCAUGUGGUGUAGUGGACUGAAUAUGCGUUGGAGGGUCAAUAUGGACUCCAGGGGAAAAAACGAGAAGUCCAGUAUGAGGGGCAGUAUGAGGGGCAGUAUGAGGGGCCAGUAGCUCAGUUGUAGAUGUCCAUUGGUCGUGUGCUUGCUUGUCCAUGCUUUUUCAACAACUUUAGGUUCCAAGGCUAACAAUUUGGUCUCAAAGUUGGAUUCGGAUGCAUAUUAGUUGCUAACAAUUCAUCCAGGGAUUGAGUUUGUUUAGGAGGAGCUUUGGGACAUGUGCAUUGGAUGGUUACUAAGUUAGGUCAACAACUUUUGUUUCACUGAUGACGAGUGAGUUAGUUUACUUGAAACGUUGGACAAAAGCCUAAUAGCUUCUAUGCAGUUUCCAAAAAGGCUUCAACAAUAUGUAGAUUGAUUAAGAGCGCAGGAAGGGAAUUCAUUCUGAAACCAGACUUGUCAUCUUACAUUUUUCACAACGGAUACAAUUGCCUGAAACAGGAAAGUUGCAGCAGCUGGAGCUGCUGGAACCAUGUGGACUAACAUCUUUAGAAUUGGAGGUCUACAACAAGUCUCAUGGUUCCAGUUUCUGCCUUCAGAGACAGACAUUGGCACUUUGAGAGACAAAAGUGGAAAGAUAGAGGACCGAAAAGAUGCUGCUACUUUUCUGGUUCUUUCAGCACAUGCCCAUUUGCAAAAUGAGGAUUCUUUAAGCACAUGGACUAACUCAUUUGUGGGGCCAUGGGACCCUUCUCAAGGUAUCCACAACCCAGAUGAGAAAAUUAAACUUUGGCUCUUCCUGCCUGGACGCCAAUCAAAUAUCGGUGCAUCUGCACAGGCUGCUGUGAGCGGUCUUAAAGUGGUUGGAGCUGGGCUAUGGUCUGCUCCAGGUGAUUCUGAAGAGGUGGCAGUUGCCCUUUCCCAAGCAUUAAGAAACCGCAUUGAAAGAGCAUUUAGAGGACUCAAUUACAUGAGAUUUGGAGAUGUAUUUGUUAAAUGCCAAUCCUUUGGGCAGGAUAAAUUCAGCUUCAGGAAGCCACUUUUGACUUGUGAGCUUAUAUUUUCAGCUAGUGAGGAAGCUAUUUUUGUUCAUGUUGUUGUUUCUGCCAAGAGAGUUCAGACACUUUCAAGUGAUGACAUGGAAGGGGUCUUAAGACAGCAUUCUCGUUCGAAUGGGGCAGAAGAAAGGAUUGCUGUUUUUGUUGCUCCCCAUGGUAUGCGCGGGAGGCUCACAGGUUGCUGUCCUGGUGAUUUAGUGAGGCAACUUUAUCAAAGCAAAAUGAAAGCCUCAAAUGAUUUCUCAGUAAAUAGUCUGCCUUUCCAUUUCAGUCAAUGUUCACAUGAAAAGAUAAGAGGACAAAAUUGCUAUGCAGAGGUCAGUCUUGGUUGCGUUGUAGGUAGGGCUGGCAGGCCAACACAAGUACUUUCAAAUAUGAACAAGAAUGGCACUAAGCAGGAUGACAUAGACAUUCAAUCUUGUAAUAUGCUGAUGGAGGAUGAAAGGAAGCAGGCAUGUGAAGAUAAUGUUCAACUUGGUGAAAGGACGUUUAUAUACCCAGUUGAGGCUGUUCUUGUUCCAAUGAUGCCCAUUGUACUUGCCAGAACUUUUCUUAGAAGAUGCUGGUUAAGAGAUUGGGCUGGUACAUCAUGGUUGGAGAACAGUCUGUUAGCUGACAUGUCAUGCACAAGUUCAUCAAUAUCUGGGUCAACCUUUUGUAUUAAUGAUGGCAAGGAAUCCUUGGAGAGUUCAUGGAUUGGGUCAAAUGGUUUGCACCAGCAAAAUAGUACUAAUAGCAAUAGCAGCAGUAGCAGCAGCAGCAGCAGUACUAGCAGUACUACCAGCUCUAGUGAGAGUGAUAUUGAGCCAGGCAUUGUCUCAGGAGAUCUUGAAGCUGAUGCUGAUUCUCUUGCAUCUAAACAGUCUCAUUUGACUUCAGCUGUUCAAAUGGAUAUGGAUGGCUCUAAAUUAUUACAUGGUGGAAAACGUGGACGGUCAAGUGGGGCAGACUUAAUCAGUGAAGCAGCAACAGCUAAAAGUGCACGGAAGGGAGAUAGUGCUGGACCAGAUGUAUCAGGACUUGUAGGGGAAAAAUCUGUCACUGGUAUGUUGAAAUCAGGAGGCACUCUCACAGAACUGAAUGCUGUGGGUAUAUCAUCCACCACUGCUGCAGCUUCUAGAAGCCCUUGGGACUGGCCUGAUGAUGAUAGAAGCAUGGGGAUGGAGAUUCAGACCGUUCUUGCAGAAUUCGGUGAUUUUGGUGAUUUCUUUGAAGACGAUACAUUGGCCUUUGGGGAGCCUCCAGGAACUGCUGAGUCUUUUAUGCUAUCUCUAGCGGAUUGUGGAGAUGGAGUAGGCAGCCCAGAUGUUAGAGGAUUGGAAACAUCGGAUCAAAUGCUCCUACCUGUUUUAGAUUUUUCAUCUUUGGACGGUUUUAGUCAGGAUAUAGAACUGGUCAAAGAGGAUGCUGAAAAAGACUCAUACAAAGAUGCUAGAUCAUCACAAGCAGGGAGUCAGUCUUCAGGUCUUUCACUGGGAGAAGUUGAUUCACUGCCAAAAGCUGAAGCUAUGAUGAUGUUUGCUCCUGAGUAUACACCAGUUGAGACUACAAGAAGUGAACUCACAUCAUCUCUAUUUAGAAGCCCGUAUAUUCCAGAUUCAAGAAAAGAACGAAAUAUUCAGUCAAGCUCUAAUGGCUAUGUCUACAGUGCUACACCGCCACCUUCUCCAUGUAUAGAAAGUUCUGACCAAAAACCUGAAUAUGGUGGCAAAGGAAAUGGUACUUGUAAAAUAAGGAAUGACACAGACAUCCAACAUGAGUUGAAAAAGCAUUACAGACACGUGCAGUCUGGAAAGCUAUUGUAUGAGAAGCCAUCGAGUACUAAUAAUUCUUCUGUGGUUCAAAAGAGGGAUUUGGCAUUUCCGUCUAUCUCCCAAUUGGUUUCCACAAAACUUGGAAUGUCUGUCCAGUUGAAAUGUGAAAAUGACCUAGGUGCAGGAGGCCUAUUAAUGGGUCCCAGAACAGUAUUGGCCACUGAAAUUGAAUGUGCAAUGUUACAAGCUGCUAUGUGCCGAAUUCGGCAUGUGCUUAUGUCAAGCAAUAAUAUAGUUCGUCUCAGUUCAAACCGAUUAACAGUUGGGACAUCACUGGACCGACCACCCAAUGCAUCACAUUUCCAUGAAUCAAACAUACCAUCUGGAAAGGUUUCUGUCAAACAAAUGAAAGAGAGUAUACCUGUGAGGAUUGCUGGUGAUGCAGAUGAAGAAAUGCAUGAUGGACCUCGUACUGCACUGGUUGGAGUUUGGAGACCAGUGGGAGCACCCAAAGCUUCAAAAGCAUAUCUUCUACCUAAAAAUGAGAAUGUGAAGCCCUCACCAUACAAUGUAUCUGAAGAGGAAAGUGUAGUUUCAAAUACACUCAAGCAACCUCUCCAUGAACUUCUAGAUGCUAUGUCAUUUCUGGUUCAACAAGCUACUGCAUCAACAGAUAUUUCCCUUGAUGGGGAAUGUGGAGAUGGUCCAUUUGCAUGGCUAGCAUUUCAGGAACAACAGAGACGAAGGUUUUCUUGUGGACCUGCCAUGGUCCAUGCAGGCUGUGGGGGUUCUCUUGCUACUUGUCAUUUCCUAGAUGGUUCUGGUGUGGAAUUAAUAGAUCCUCUGGUUGCAGAUGUUUCGCCAGCAGCAGUACUGAGUUUGCUGCAGUCGGAUGUUCGAGCAGUUAUUAAAAAAGCUUUUGAGGAUUCAAGUUCUGACGGACCAUUGUCUAUUAUAGAUUGGUGCAAGGGGCGAGUACAGUUAGGUGAGGGUGGUCAUGCAGGUGACAGUUCAUCUGGGGACUGUGCCCUAAAUGAUUCCAAGGAAGCUACAAGUACUAUUGGAGAUCCCAUAACUCCACCACAGUGUUCAGCGGUUGGUUCAGUAAAUCUCAAAGGUACAGGCUUGCAACAAAUAGAUAAUCAAAUUUCUGAAGUCCAACGUGGUAGCAAGAAUUGGGGUAUAGAAACUUUAUCCAUGUCAGAGGGCAUGAGAUUGGAUGAUAGCAGUCAAAGACGAACAGCACUGGAUGCGGAGGGAGAUCUACAAAUGGGCCUGUCACGCAAUAGACCAACACUUAUGGCCCUUUCAGUGCCUGCUUUGCUUGUUGGAUACCAGGAUGACUGGUUGAAGACAUCGACUAGCCCUAUUCAACUCUGGGAGAAAGCUCCUCUUGAGCCAUAUGCACCUCCUAAACCUGUUGCAUAUUAUGUUAUUUGUCCAAAUAUAGAUCUGCUACUUUCUGAAUCAGCUGAUUUUUUUCAGCAGUUAAGUACGGUGUAUGAGGCAUGCAAGCUUGGGAGUCAUGAUCCUGUGAAUACUGAAGGGCAGCGCUUCAAUUCUGGCAAAUGGGCUUCAUCAGGUGUUGUGCCUGUAGAAUGUCCAGCACAGUUUCAAAAGACCGUAAACAAUUUAUCUUUUAUUGGUUCCAUAAAUGACUACUUAAUGACACUGGAAAAAGGUUGGGAUGUGAGCAGCUUCUGCAGGUCUCUGGCAAAGGUGCUCAAAAGUUUCCCGAUUGGUGCAAAUUCACCGGGAACUCAAAAAGACACGGAUAAUGGUCCUUUCACGGUGCUAUAUGUAAUAUGCCCCUUUGCCGAACCAGGUCCAAUGCUUCAGACAAUAGUUGAGGCUUGCAGGUGCCUUGGAGCCAUUGUUAACCAUCCUGACAAAGAGAGAAGAUCGAUAACCUACAGUCAUGUUGGAAAAUCUCUACACUGUGCCACUACACUAGAUGAAACAUUGAAUUUAAAUGUUCCCACUCUAUUUGGGUUCAGUGUUCCAAAACUUGUUUUGCAAGUCCUUACAGCAGAAACAAUCCUCAAAGCUACCUGUCCUCCAGUGAGUGAGUUAGUCACUCUUAAAGAAAUAGCUUUUACUGUGUAUAAUAAGGCUCGACGGAUUCCUCGCUAUGCACCUGUUUGUGACACACUGCAAGCAGCUACACCAUCACUUAGGGCUCGACCAGGUGCUGUGCACAUGAGCCCAUCUGUUACAGGAUUCUGGAAGGAUUGCAGUAUUAACCGUGCUACAGGAGCAUCAUCAUUAUCAAGAGAGAAUGCACUCGAUACAUCAUGCUUACGACCAGGUGCUUGGGAUAGUUCCUGGCAAACGAGGCACAGUGAGUCAACUACAUGUGAUUUAAGUGGGUCUGGAGAUUCUAUUUCGCAGAAUGAUGUGUGCUACUUGUUUGAACCUUUAUUUAUAUUGUCAGAACCUGGUUCCUUGAGUCAAGGUGUUUCUCUUCAUGUGACUGGCACUGCUACCUCAGAUUCAUUGAGAACUUUGUCUGAUGAUGCCAGUGGUAGUACACAGCCUUCAACUGCUAGUGUGCUGGGAGAUAUUGGGUCAAGUAUUGUCAUAGAUGGAUCAGAAUCUGACUGUUUGCGGGCUGGAAAUCACAGAGCACCAAGUCUCCAUUGUUGUUAUGGCUGGACUGAGGAUUGGCAGUGGCUUAUUUGUGUCUGGACAGAUGCUCGUGGUGAACUGCUCGAUGUCCAUAUAUUUCCAUUUGGUGGCAUUGGCAGUAGGCAGGAUACAAAGGGCCUUGAAAGUCUUUUUAUUCAAGUUCUGCAACAAGGAUGCCAAUUACUGUCUGUUGCUCCUGAUGUUGGAGGUGGCAGACCAAGGAGUCUUGUAAUUGCACGCAUUGGAUGUUUCUAUGAACUUGAGUGCCAAGAAUGGCAAAAAGCAAUUUCAGCAGUAGGAGGAGAUGAAAUGAAAAAAUGGCCUGUGCAACUACGUCGGUUUGCCCCUGAUGGCACAUCUGCAAGUAGUGGUGGCAGCACCAUUCAGCCACAGGAAAUCAAUAUGAUCCAUGACAGGACUUUGCCACCUUCACCCAGUACAGCAUCCUCUAUUUAUGGUUCACAUUCAAAGACAUCUAAUUUUAUUAAAGGGAAUGUUGGGCAACCCAACACAAGAAAACAGGUUAUUUCUGGACAUUCACAAGAAUUCUCGAAGGGUGCUUUUCAUUGGGUGCAAAAUAUUAGUCUGGUGGGAUUGUGCAUAGACCACUCUCUCCAACUACUUUCCCAGGUUGAGGCGACUUCACUAGGUGGAAAUCAAGGUGCUUCUUCAGGAAUAUCAGGCUCCAUUGAUGGGUUAAAUCCAGUGAAUCCACAUGUAUCAACAACUGUGUCAAACUUGUUUGUUCCUUCACACAACCUUCGAUUUUUUCCUCCAAUGCCCUUACAACUGCCAACAUGUCUUACAUCCGAGUCUCCACCACUGGUGCACUUAUUGCAUAGCAAAGGUUUUGCAUUCCCUUUUGCCACUGGCUUUGUAGUAUCCAAAACAACUCCAUCCAUCAGGAAAGAUUCCAUGCAGCGCUUCACCAAAGAGGAAUGGCCAUCCACCCUUAUGGUGAACUUGGUUGAUUAUUAUGGAGGAACAAAUACCAUUCCAACUAGUCAGCAAGUACCUAUAACUGCUGAAGCUAUUGGAAAAAGUAAGCAAAGUAGAAUACCAAUUAUAGAGGCCAAAGACUAUCAAGUUGAGGCUCAUUUGGCAUUAGAGUGUGUGGCAGCAGAACUACAUGCACUUUCAUGGUUAUCAGUCAGUCCUGCAUUCUUAGACCGGCGUACUGCUUUACCAUUACAUUGUGAUAUGGUGCAGCGACUGCGAAGACUUAUCCAUUAUGCUUCUAAAGAAUUUGGGCUUUCAGGAAUGCAAGAAAGAAUGCAGUCUGUCUUGUGAUUGGGCAUCCUUUAUGCAGUACGACUUUGAAAGUUAUAUGCUGAUGUCUUUCUGUUGCAUUCUCUGUUGAUUUCUACAAAUUCAAGAGUAGAAUUGAAACAGACUUUGUUGUGAAGUUCACAGAACAGAAAUUCUUUAAGAUCCGUGACAGCUUCAAAUGUAUUGAGAAUGCAAGUGUAUUAUGUAUAAUUAAUGACUUAACUCCAACAACUUUAGCUGAUUGUACACAUGAUCAGGUAAUGCUAUUAUUUGUUGAGUUUAUAUAUUGGAGGGUCUGUACCAAGUUUUAUGUAAUAAACAUAAGUUCCAAAUUGCAUUCGA